CUUACUAGCUUUACGUGUCUCUUUCUUUCCUUCCUGAGCAUCUCUGUAUCAGGGAACUUGCUUCGGACACUACAGAUGCUACUGUGCAGAACAAGACCAUUAGUUCGCAGAAAGCGAAGCCGAAGAAACCAUCUGCUAAGAAGAAGAAAACUGGAAGUCCAAGUGUUGCGCGUCGUCCUGCAGUUACUCUUGCAAAAACCGAUGUUCCAAUAUCGUCCCUUGAGAUCCCUACUGGACAUCCUUUGCCAACCGAAUCGGCGAAUCCUGACUCUG
Linum tenue is the source of this 273-nucleotide messenger RNA. NCBI's taxonomy places the organism in Eukaryota, Viridiplantae, Streptophyta, Magnoliopsida, Malpighiales, Linaceae. The record is from the annotation of a GenBank genome assembly.